Neltuma alba is the source of this 1589-nucleotide messenger RNA. Its product is annotated as pyridoxal kinase. The transcript has 14 exons. Gene Ontology annotation, biological process: pyridoxal 5'-phosphate salvage. Gene Ontology annotation, cellular component: cytosol. The record is from RefSeq and is a predicted model, not a curated record. Bases 225 to 1319 code for a protein of 364 amino acids. Gene Ontology annotation, molecular function: pyridoxal kinase activity. Lineage: Eukaryota; Viridiplantae; Streptophyta; Magnoliopsida; Fabales; Fabaceae.
UUAAUUUUUGCUUGCAUCAAUUCCUCAGAAAUUUAUAUUAUAAACUUUGUAUUAUGCGUGUUUUCUUAAUCUCGAGCUUAGUUUUUUAAUCUUAGAUUCCCCCCUUGCUGACCUUAUCUUUUUGUUCUCACUCAAAAUCUCAAACCUGCGAUGUUGGUCAUACAAGAAACCCUGUAAUCCACCCAUUAGAGCUGGAAUCAAGCGUACACCACGGUGCUCGUUUAAUGUUGACGCAGUCUCUGUUCAGAAGCCGACCCUGGUUCAAUUAUCCCCGAGAAACUCUCAUUUUCCGUUUCAUUGUUCGAAAUUUAAGGGCGAAGAGUUCCAGAAAUUCAGACAUGGCGCCACCGGUUCUUUCUCUUUCAAGGGCGAAGAAUUCCAGAAAUUCAGACAUGGCGCCGCCGGUUCUUUCUCUUGCUCUUCCGUCGGAGACUGGUCGAGUUCUCAGCAUUCAGUCACACACUGUGCAGGGUUAUGUCGGAAAUAAGUCAGCUGUCUUUCCGCUACAACUUUUGGGCUAUGAUGUGGAUCCAAUUAACUCUGUGCAGUUUUCGAAUCACACAGGGUAUCCAACCUUUAAGGGUCAAGUUUUGAAUGGAGAGCAACUCUGGGAUAUUAUACAAGGCCUUGAAGCAAAUGAAUUAUUGUUCUACACUCACUUAUUGACCGGUUAUAUUGGUUCAGCUUCUUUCCUGAACACUAUAUUGGAAGUUGUCAGCAAGCUUCGUACAGUAAACCCUGAACUUACAUACGUAUGUGAUCCGGUGAUGGGUGAUGAAGGAAAGCUUUACAUACCUCAAGAACUGGUAUCAAUUUAUCGUGAGAAGGUUGUUCCAGUAGCUUCGAUGUUGACUCCCAAUCAAUUUGAAGCUGAACUGUUGACAGGGUUCAGGAUUCAGUCUGAAGGAGAUGGCCGGAAAGCCUGUAACCUUCUUCAUGAGGCUGGACCUUCAAAGGUUGUAAUUACUAGCAUAAGUAUAGAUGGCAGUCUCUUCCUAAUAGGCAGCUAUCAAAAAGAAAAGGGACAGCCUCCCAAACAAUUUAAGAUCGUGAUACCCAAAAUUCCAGCUUAUUUCACAGGAACAGGGGAUCUCAUGACUGCUCUUCUUCUUGGUUGGAGCAAUAAAUACCCGGAUAAUCUUGAGAAGGCUGCAGAACUUGCGGUAUCAAGCCUGCAGGCACUUUUGCAGAGGACAGUCAAUGAUUACCGAAGAGCUGGACAUAAUCCUCAGUUAACCAGCUUAGAGAUCAGAUUAAUUCAAAGCCAGGAUGAUAUUCGUAGCCCCCAAGUCCUAUUUAAAGCUGAAAUAUACAAUUAAAUUGGUGAUAUGACCGCCUACGAUAUGUGAUCUUUGCUUUCUCGUUAUAAUAUUCAAGUGCUUCCAGAACUCCAAGCUGUACGGUAUAAUGAAAAGGAAAGAUGGUUUAUUCAUAUUUGUUCAUCAGACACAGAAAAUAAAUUUGUGAUAUGUUUAGCAACAAAGGCCUACAAAAAGUAGACUUUACUUUGCUAGGGUGACAAUGAUAGAAUAACUGCUGAUAUGAUUGGCAAGAAUUAAGUUAUUAUACAUAAUGAUUAUUUACAAAAA